AUGCAGUCACUCACCUCAUUCUUUUCACUCAACGCCAGCGAAGAUGAGAACCUGGCCCCGAUGACCAAGGGUUUGGCGCACGCCCAGAAGAAGAGACCGCUGCCGCCGCCGAAGAAGAAGAACAAGAACAAGAACAAGAAGAAGAACAAGAAGAAGAACAAGAAGAAGAGAAAGAACAAGAAACACGUAGAGAUCUUCGAGGACGAAGACGACGAAGAUGAAGACGAGCAAAGCUGGACCUUUGGUCAAAGUGACAAGGACGAUGAUUUUAAAGAGAACGUUGUCCCAGGAACGCGUCGCUCUGCGCGGCUGAAGCGAUGA
This is a messenger RNA of Alternaria viburni, 321 nucleotides long. RefSeq lists its product as uncharacterized. Lineage: Eukaryota; Fungi; Ascomycota; Dothideomycetes; Pleosporales; Pleosporaceae. The record is from RefSeq and is a predicted model, not a curated record. Bases 1 to 321 code for a protein of 106 amino acids. The transcript is spliced from 4 exons.